Messenger RNA from Peromyscus maniculatus bairdii (prairie deer mouse), 3573 nucleotides. RefSeq names its product solute carrier family 19 member 2 (gene Slc19a2). Gene Ontology annotation, biological process: transmembrane transport; thiamine transport. Gene Ontology annotation, cellular component: plasma membrane. The record is from RefSeq and is a predicted model, not a curated record. Lineage: Eukaryota; Metazoa; Chordata; Mammalia; Rodentia; Cricetidae. Gene Ontology annotation, molecular function: thiamine transmembrane transporter activity.
CAGACCUGGGAAAGGGCGAGCGGCGGGAGGGAGGCGGCUGCAGGCGGCCGGGGCUCGCAGCAGCCUGACCCUGGCGCGGGGCGGUGUCGCGCGCGGUUCCAGGUCCCCGCGCGGGGCCGCGGCUGGAGCGAGCUCCAGUUGGCCGAGAGGAAGGAGGGGAUCGGCUCGGCGUCCACCAGCCCCUGGAGCCCAGGAUGGAUGUGCCGGCCCGGGUGUCCCGACGCGCGGCGGCGGCGGCGGCCACUAUGCUUCUGCGGACGGCCCGCGUCCCUCGCGAGUGCUGGUUCCUGCCCACCGCGCUGCUCUGCGCCUAUGGCUUCUUCGCCAACCUUCGGCCGUCCGAGCCCUUCCUCACGCCCUACCUGCUGGGGCCGGACAAGAACCUGACCCAGAGAGAGGUCUUCAAUGAAAUUUACCCAGUCUGGACCUACUCUUACCUGGUGCUGCUAUUCCCUGUGUUCCUUGCCACAGACUACCUCCGUUACAAGCCUGUCAUCCUGCUUCAGGGACUCAGCCUUAUUGUUACAUGGUUCAUGCUGCUCUAUGCCCAAGGACUGCUGGCCAUUCAGUUCUUGGAAUUCUUCUAUGGCAUCGCCACAGCCACUGAAAUUGCCUAUUACUCCUACAUCUACAGUGUGGUCGACCUCGGCAUGUACCAGAAAGUCACAAGUUACUGUAGAAGUGCCACCUUGGUGGGCUUCACAGUGGGCUCGGUCCUGGGGCAAAUCCUCGUCUCAGUGGCAGGCUGGUCACUGUUCAGCCUGAACGUCAUCUCCCUCACCUGCGUUUCUGUUGCUUUCGCUGUGGCCUGGUUUCUGCCCAUGCCACAGAAGAGCCUCUUCUUUCACCACAUUCCUGCCUCCUGUCACGGAGUGAAUGGCAUCAAGGUACAGAAUGGUAGCAUCGUUACUGAUGCCCCAGCAUCUAACCACCUUCCCGGAUGGGAGGACAUUGAGUCAAAAAUCCCUCUAAAUUUAGAUGAACCUCCUGUGGAGGAAACGGAGCCCAAGGCAGACCGGCUGCGUGUGCUGAAGGUCCUGUGGAACGACUUCUUGAUCUGUUACUCUUCCCGCCCUCUGCUCUGCUGGUCCGUGUGGUGGGCCCUCUCCACCUGCGGCUAUUUUCAAGUGGUGAACUACACCCAGGGAUUGUGGGAGAAGGUGAUGCCAUCUCAGAGUGCUGUUAUCUACAAUGGCGGUGUGGAGGCUGUUUCAACCUUGCUGGGUGCUAGUGCUGUGUUUGCAGUUGGCUAUAUAAAAAUAUCUUGGUCAACUUGGGGAGAAAUGACGUUAUUCCUGUGUUCUCUCCUGAUCGCUGCCGCAGUGUAUAUCAUGGACACUGUGGGGAACAUCUGGGUGUGCUAUGCAUCCUAUGUUGUCUUCAGAAUCAUCUACAUGGUUCUCAUCACCAUAGCAACUUUUCAGAUUGCUGCAAACCUCAGCAUGGAGCGUUAUGCCCUCGUGUUUGGUGUGAACACCUUCAUUGCCCUGGUAUUGCAGACUCUGCUCACUCUAAUUGUGGUGGAUGCCAAGGGCCUUGGCUUAGAAAUUACCACACAGUUCCUGAUUUACGCCAGUUACUUUGCAGCCAUCUCCGUGGUUUUCCUGGCUAACGGUGCAUUUGGUGUUAUAAAGAAAUGCAGAAAGAAGGAAGAUCCCAACCCCAGCCCUCAAGCAACCACUUCCUAGCCUGCUGCUCAAGUGCUGCUGCUUCCACGCCAGGACUCUGCCCAGCAACUGCCUGGAUGGAUCAAAACUCUUUCUUUAUGGUUCAGAUAAAUAUUUAUGAAUGUGUAUUUCAUGGCUUCAAAGCAGCUACUCAAUUAAUACCUUGUAUUCCUGGAGUUAAUAUAAUACUGUUGAGAGAAGCCAAAACUGAAGCUUUUUUCAUGGAUUGUUUAUGAGCAUCAAUUUAAGAAUGACUUUUUCUAAUAGACAAGAAAAAAAAGAAGAAUUUGAUUUUGGAAACCAAGUAAUCAAGAGUGAUCAAGUGGGAUGUCUGCUGUUUCCUUGGUUAGCGUGUGAGUGUGAUAUUUGAGUCAUGUGGUGGGGUCGGGCCUUCAGAGACCACAGGAUGAUAUAAGUCAGAUGUGCAUUCCGCCAGCACUUGCCCCAUCCAACGUCAUUCUCCUUUCAGUGUUACUCGUGGGCGUGUGUUUCUGCAGAUGGAAUGGUUCCUCACUGGCAAUAUUUGCUCCGGACUAAUGUUCUGUCUUCUAAGGAGUGUCAUUUCUAAGUUUAUUUUUUAAAUUCAUUGUAUGAAUGUUCUUGGUUCCCAUUUUGACCAUUAUGUAUUUUUGGAAACUUUCUUUAGAAGUACAUUUCUGCAUUAUUCAUAUGCUUCCCAGAGAAGCUCAUUUCAUUAGAAAAGGCAAAUUUUAAAGCCUGCUGCUAAUCUAAAUGGGGAGAGCUAGCUAACCACAGAACUCAUGGUAGGUUUGCUUGUCUUUAAUACUUCAGUAUGAAGGACUCGUAAUUCCAAGUGAAAAAGUCAUUUACAGGGUAGAGAUACAGGCAGCCCAUUUUAUAUUUGCACACCCUUUUAUUUCCAAAAUAAAAGUAACUCUUUUCCUUUGAAACAACUUCAUUCCCCUAUGCCUUUCAUGUUAUCUUGGCUUUCGUAUCCAAGAUGAAAAUGUCAGUAAGAAUGGAAUUAUUCUAAGGCCUUUUUCAUUAACUGAGCCUCUUUUUAAUUAUUGUAUUGGAGCUGGAACUAGGGUAGACUUGAUCCCUGCAUUCUGGACCUUAAACCUGCCUUUAUUCCUAAGGUUAGAUCAUCUUGAGAGAUACUUAAAAUUUGUUCCGUUUCCUCGUUACUUGAAGAAUGAUGUUCUAUGUGCUAUUAUUUGUGAGACCUGAAGACUAUUUCAAAGCCAACUUUGUUGCCUUAUUGUGCAGAGACUCUAGGUAGGUGCUUUUAACUAGUGUUGACUUUUUAAGAACAGAAUAGCUAAACAGUGUUAUUAAUAUUAAGACUGCAACACCUGGGCCGGGAUAAUGUUCCAUAGUAGAGAGCUUGACCAGUGUUUGGAAGACCCUUGCUCAAGCACUAGCACUAAGAAGACAGUACCACAGAACUGACAUAGAAGAAAUAAAGGUAAUAAUAGGUCAUUCCGUGCACCUUCCUUUACAGCUGGGGAGAGGAAAAGAACACUAAGGAGGAGAGGGAGGACUAAGGACUCCAGUUUUACAUUUUGUUCACCCUCCGCACACCUUUCCUUUUAGCUCCAUAGGAAGUUGAUUGCCCAGAAACACAAAGUACUGUGUUUGAGAAAAUUUUAUUCUUUGUCUUUAAAUAUCAUGUAUUGUGGUACAAUCAAAUUGUUCACAUUACCAAAGCAACAUUUCCUUGGAAUUUAAUCUACAAUUUGUGGCACUCAAUCUGACCCUUCUUACCUGUCUAAAUCAAGAAUAUGUUCACAUCUUGCUAUGUGGCCAUAUUUGUAGAAUGCUGAACCCGAUGUGCUGGUUGUACUGUGCACUUUUAUGAAGAAGUGAAAAUAAUUUGUUGUACUUUUUAUUCAAUUCUGUAUAGAUUAUAAAACUAUUUUUAUUAAAUAAAUAUUUUACAGUA